AGGGUGCUUGAAUAAGAAUAAAUUGUUGCCACGUCGUCUGGUCUGUGGUUCGGCCCCACGCACUUUUAUACAACACUCUUGACCUGUCUGUUGUUCCAUUUCUGCUUCACCUUAUUUCCUUUAUCGUUACCCUAGUUACGUAGACUUUGAUCGUAAGUAGAAAAUUGUGGGGGAAAGCGGAGUGAGUCACUACCUUCUUUUCUUCUAGGUCUUGAUGAUGCCGUCCAACUUGUCGCACUAGUUGUAGUUCAGUUGUGCCUUACAAAAUAAUUUACACACGCUAUACUUGUUUCUCUUUCUGUUUUUGAUUUGUUUCUCAAUUCGAGUUCGUCUUCAUCUUCAUCAUGGUACGAGGCCAAGCCGAUAAAAGAAUGAGCGGCCCGUCGAUGUCGAAAAACAAUCUGGUCAGUGGUGUUAAGAAGAAGAAAUCUACUGGUGUUUCUCGUGGUGUCGCGAUGAAGGCGGUGUCCGCGUCGAUGAAAACGGGACGGGUGGUGAAGAAAUCUCUUGUACGACCCAUUACAGCGCACACAGCAGGCUCUCUUCGGGCAGGUGGACUUCGGUCGGCGGCGAUCAGCAGCAAAUUGGUACCAACUGACGCGCUGUCAGCGCGAAAACUAAGUGGCACUGACAUUUCUGCAGAUUGCAAGAAACUUCUCGAUGAUCUCGUCCUGAGCAAAAAGCCUCCGCGUGACGGUAAAGUUGCUGCUGUUGCCGCUGCACCAAGGCCGGCCGUGUCCUCAUCGAGAUCGGUUGCCGCGAAGAAGGAGAAGAAGACGGAAGUCGGUAGGAAGGUAGGCACCGUAGCAGCUUCUAAAGUAAAAGUCGCAGCCGGCAAGAAGAACAAAAAGAAAACGUCAGUGACUGUGGUGCGGAAAGCUGCGGCAGCUGGUAAAGAAACGGGGAGCGGCGUUAGGAGAACUAAGUUAGGCAACCCCCAAGUCUCGCCGAAGGACGACAUAAAGAGGAAAACUGCAGUUUCGUCGACAUUGGCUUUGGCUUCAUCUUCGGCAGCGUCGAGGGCAAAAGCAAAAGCACCCUCGCACGCGAUGAAGAAGACUAAGAUUCAACAAGCCACGGGUGCUUCAAAGCCUGCGAAACUAAAAAGCAAGACGACCACAGCGUCUUCGGUGGCUAUGAAAAAGAGUACUGCGAUGAAGAGCAGCCUUGUCCUAAGUACCACGACCUCCAAACGACCGAAAAAUGAUAAAAUUCCUUCUUCGACUUGCUCUUCCGGCCCGAAAAAUUGGCAGAAGACCUUGCAGCUGAUGAAGAAUCUCCGGUUCGAAAAGAUCGCCGACGUCGACGUAUGGAUUGCAAAUAUGUCUGGGUCUGGAAGGAUGCAAGGUUUGUCAUGCUUGUCUAGCAUGACUGAAGAGCUUGUGAUGCGUGUCCAAGAAGAGACCCUCUGGCUUGUCAUGCAAAACGGACUUUGUCAUGCGGAAAGCGAAAGCACUACACUAAGCCACACAAAUAUUUCUCAUGCUGGGCUGUGCAUUGCAGAGCAUUCACUCUUCCCAACCCAGCAUUACAAGUUUCCAGACCCAGACACUUUUGCUGCAUUUCAUAAGACGUGAUCGGGUGCAAUAUGCUUGCGGACCGGGACUCUCCGGACAUGGCGUUUCACCAUCUCGUUGCGGCGAUGCUGUCUGUAUGCAAUACAAUCUUCCCGUACACGUACAAAAUGCAUGACAAAUUUCGCGGCCAGCUUGAAGUAGAGUUCCACUUGUCAUGCGCAAGACGAUUGACGGCGAGUUUUGUCAUGCAGGACCGCCAUUGAGUUUUACUUUAGAUGUACAUGAUUUCUACGUGUGUGCUGGGAAGUUUACCGUGGAUAGUAUGCUCUGACAAAGGACCAGUACACGGCCGAAGCCGUGAGAAACCUGAAAUCUUUGGGAAAAGGAAUCCUAUCCCCGAAAACAGUAGCAGAAAACUACUCCAUUGAUCAAAUCGACACCGCGAUCAAGAUGGUCGGGAUGCACGCGACAAAGGCGAAAAAUUUGAUAUCUUGUGCAAAAGUAUCGUACUCGUAUUGCAAAGCAUCGUACUUGCAUGCAUUACAAAUUUUAAUUUUUUUCUCAAGGUAAAUCCGCAGUACAAAUUUUAUUUCUCAUGCUGAGGGUCAUGCAUUUAUACGAGUACGAUACGGAUACUUUUGCAGUUCAUAUUUGAAAGCGACGAGCGAAAUUCUCGUAAAAGAAUACAAUGGCAAAGUGCCGAACAACCUGGAAAAACUCCUCAAACUCCCGGGCGUCGGGCCGAAAAUGGCCUUUCUCGUCUUGCAGGAGGCCUUCGGGGUUUACGACAGCGGCAUCUGUGUGGACGCACACAUUCAUCGGAUCUGCGAUUUUAUCGGAUGGACGAAAAACGCGAAAACGCCGGAAGACACCAGAAAGCAGCUAGAGAAGUUCUUGCCGGUGAAGGAGUGGAAAGGUAACCUAACUAGACGUUUUUUGUAGGCUGUUCCUGUUUCGUCAUUUACAGCGCUUGGAGCGAAUGACUCGCGUUCUGUUAUCCAGUGAAACUGGUAAAUUGAUUUUGUCGUUGUGGCCUUUCCUGCUUGAAGUUUGCCCUAGAUGCCCUGUAGUUUGAAAAAAUCUCUGAAGAACCAUGCCUACAAUGAUCUUCAAACCAACACCACAUAUAUAAUUCCAUCAGAGUUCAACCCGCUCCUCGUCGGCAUGGGCCAGUUACUGCAAACCCGCGCUUCGUACCUGCCGUGCGUGGCUGUGCGCAAGGACCAUGAGCAUGAAGACAAUUCCGGAGAUGACGCCGGCGGCGUUUCGCACCUCGACCUGGUAUUGCGGAUGGGAGGUGGUGGAGCCACGACGUCGACCAGCAAGUUCUUGCUGAAACCCGACCCGGCAUCGAAGCAAUCCGCCCUAACCGUCGCGAUCGAGCUGGAUCAGCUUGCCGCGGUCAAAUUUCUUGUCAAGAAGUGCGGCAUAUCAAAUGUACAAAUGUCUGGGUCUGGAAGGAUGUAACCUGUGAUGCGCAUUUCAGAACACACAAAAAUCUCUCAUGCAUAGGUAGCAAAAGCUAAAGCUCCCCACUUUCUGUCAGCAAAAUAGGUGACUUGUCAUGCGGAUUCGGCAUUGAUGCGGAAGCUUCUCGAAAUCUGUGAUGCUAGAGCUUCCAUGCCAGACCUUCUGUGUCAUGCAGAAACAGGAUGAGUUGAAUCUUCCAGACCCAGACAUUUCUACACUUGAUACGGCAAGGAGGAGGCAAAGAAGGCACUGUUGUUGACGGACCACGCAGGGAAGCGGCCGCUUGAUUAUUGCAGCAAACAAGGUAGUUCAAGUUCAUCUACUUCGGUAGCGGGGAAGGCGAUCAGAGCAGAGCUGGAGAAACUUCUGUGACAUUGACUCGUCCCCUGGUGGUCGCAAAGAUUCUGAAGGAGGACAGUAGGGCGCCCACGUGGUCAAGUGCGACUGGUCGUAGAUGGUCCACAUCAUCCGAAAUCCCAAGAACGACACAAGAAGUAGAAUGUUGCGAAGAGAACAGAUCUAGAUCAUACCCUUUUUCUGCAUCUCGCACUCGCUCGGACAAGACAAGAAAAACUUUUUGAAUUUGCACUUCGGUCGAAUUAUUUGGGAAAAUAAAU
Molecule: messenger RNA, 3604 nt
Organism: Amoebophrya sp. A120
Lineage: Eukaryota; Dinophyceae; Syndiniales; Amoebophryaceae
Source: the annotation of a GenBank genome assembly